This is a messenger RNA of Dunckerocampus dactyliophorus (ringed pipefish), 4540 nucleotides long. It is a transcript of the gene rbm27, whose product is annotated as RNA binding motif protein 27. The transcript is spliced from 21 exons. The coding region runs from base 122 to 3181 and encodes 1019 amino acids. The record is from RefSeq and is a predicted model, not a curated record. Gene Ontology annotation, molecular function: metal ion binding; RNA binding. Gene Ontology annotation, cellular component: nucleus. Lineage: Eukaryota; Metazoa; Chordata; Actinopteri; Syngnathiformes; Syngnathidae. Gene Ontology annotation, biological process: mRNA processing.
UGUGCGACCUGCCAGUGGAGAGAGACAGAAGGCCCUGAAAGCUUAUAAAUUUAUAGACGAUGAAAGCAGGCGUUUUGGAUCUCCGUUUCAUUUUAUAGGCACUCUUAUCGUCUCUCUCACGAUGAUUAUAGAGAAUGUGGACGCCCUGAAGUCGUGGUUGGCAAAACUACUGGAGCCAAUAUGUGAUGCUGAUCCCUCUGCAUUAGCCAAUUAUGUUGUGGCUCUCGUGAAGAAGGACAAACCGGAGAAGGAGCUCAAAGCGCUCUGUGCCGAUCAGCUCGACGUCUUCUUGCAAAAAGAGACUGGAGGCUUUGUGGAUAAACUUUUUGAAUGCCUGACGACCAAGAACUACCAGGGGAACCCCGUUGCCAAGGAAGCUCCUAAAGAGGAGGUCAUCCUUCCUGCAGCUAAGUCAGAUGCUGUGGAAGUUGAGGCUCUAGAGGAGGAGAGAGAAAACAGGCGGAGGAGAAGCCCUCUGAGGAACCGUUCUGACUUCAACGAGUCCAGGAGUCGCGAUGACAGGAGGCGGGACGAGCGCAAGAGGCGGGACUUUGAUCGGCAUGGGAAAAGCAGCAGUGGCGACUCCCAUCGCGAGCGGGAGCGGCAUGAGCGCCGCCGGGGGAGCUCCCGCGGGAGGAGCUACAGCAGGAGCCGAAGCCGGAGCAGGAGUGGCAGCCGGGGAAAGAGCAGGGGGCGAGACUUCAAGUCCAAGUUUGAGGUGGAGAGGAAGGAUGCGGACGGCUACAACUCGUCCACCACUGGCGGCUCCCAGCAGCCUCAGCAGCUCACUUCGCCUCUCCUGCACCCCUUCUCGUCCACUGCAGGCGGCCCGCCGGGGCUCGGAGGCCUUCCCGUGGCAACACUGGCGCACAUGCCCGACGGAACCACAGACAGCUGGUCUGGCUACUAUGGCACAAAGAGACAAGACGUCAUCGGCAAGCCAUUCAGCAAUAAGAGCCUUCCACGCAAACAGCGGUGCAGGGAUUAUGAUGAAAAGGGAUUCUGUGUCCGUGGUGACCUUUGCCCAUUUGAUCACGGCAAUGACCCCCUCAUCGUGGACGACGUCAGCCUACCUAACAUAAUCCCUUUCCCGCCACCACCCGUGAUGCCCCCUGCUGGCCUGCCCAUGCCGCCGCCCAUCACUGAGCCGCCCCCCUCCCUCAGGAUACCCCCACCGCCAAUGCCACCUUACGGUCAGCCACCACCACCCGGUGUCUUCUCAUUGACUGGACCUCCACUGAUAACAACCAGUGGAAUCGAAACCCCCAACCACCAAUCCGCAAUCACAUCAUCGCCCCCUAUUGGACCGCCUGGAGUGGGAUUGCCGCCUAAUCUUCCUCUGCCUCCUCCGCCGCCUCCCUCCUCAUCAUCGGUGUCACUCCGCCCAAGAUAUGCCCAGUCUGAAUAUAACUACGACCCAGAGGGCUAUAACCCAGAAUCACCAGGACUGACCGGAGCGGGUCGCAACCAGUAUCGGCAGUUCAUACCCCGAGUGCAGACGCAGCGCUCCAACCUCAUUGGCCUCACAUCCAAUGAGGGGCAAGGCUGCAGAGCUGCCAACAUAGUGAUCCAGACGGAGCCAGCCACUACUGCCAGCACACCAGGAAGUUUCAACACAGAGCAGCACAACAGGAAGAGGACCCUGGGCUGCACGAUAGCUGAGGGGCCAACGGUUAAAAAACCGUGGAUGCAAAAGCCAAACUUUAACCACCAGCACAAGGGUGGCUUCCCGAAGAGGAAUUUCCACGUGAACACCAAGCUGGAGGUGCGCAAUAUCCCACCUGACCUCAACACCAUCACCAAGCUCAACGAGCACUUCAGCAAGUUCGGGACCAUCGUGAACAUUCAGGUGGUGUUUGGUGGCGACCCUGAGGCGGCGUUGAUCCAGUUCACGACUAACGAGGAAGCCAGACGGGCCAUGCACUGCGUGGAGGCUGUCCUCAAUAACCGCUUCAUCAACAUGCGCUGGCACCGCAAGUCCAACAUGCUGGGGGUUCACCCACUGGAUCAGAUCUCGGGGAGCACAGUGGCUGGGCCUCAGCAGGGGAUCAAGCAGCACAACCCUGCGGUGUACGUGUUAAACAAGCAUCGCUCACCAGUCGCAGUUGGCGCCACGAGCACCCCUGACAACCAGAACCCUAUCGCGGAAGCUGCCAACGUGGCGCCGGCGCUGACAAACACCCAGAAGGGCCCCUCUUACACUUCCAACCCGCUCAAGUUGUCCUCCAAGUGCCUCGGGAAAACAGCAAAAGCACUGGAAGCACAGGAAGCCCUUAAAAAGAAACAGGAGGCGUUAAAACUCCAGCAAGACUUGCGAAAGAAGAAACAAGAAAUGUUAAAGACGCAGAUUGAAUGUCAGAAGGCGCUGAUUAACCGUCUGGAGAAGAACCGAGGCAUGAAACCCGAGGAAAGAGCCAACAUCAUGAAAACCCUGAAGGAGCUGACCGAAAAGAUAGACCAGCUCCAGAACGAGAUGAAUCCAGCCUCCCAGGUGUCCAAAGCCAAUCACAACCAGCCCAAGACGAAGACUGACGCCCAGAAGGAGCUGCUGGAUGCUGAGCUGGACUUCCACAAGAAGAUGAGCUCUGGUGAAGACACAACAGACCUCAAGAGGAAACUGGGGCUGCUACAGAAAGAGGCAACACAACUGGGCAUCCUACGAUCCCCGACGGGUCAAGGCCGUGGCCGGGGGCGAGGGAAGACGCCGCCGGAAGCCGGCGCAGCGCACGUCGGUCGCGCCAGGGGCCGCAGCCGUGACAUGCCGGGCCGCGGUGGGAGCGGCGCUGUCAACCGCAUGGUGGUAGACCACCGACCCAGAGCCCUGUCUAUCGUGGGGGUCACUCAGGAGGAGAAGGAGGAGCUCAUGCAGCACUUUGUGAAUUUUGGUGAUAUUGAGGAUCUCCGUGACCAGGACGCCGCCGGUGUCGUCGUGACCUUUAAGACUCGGAGUGAAGCAGAGAAUGCUGCCAACCAGGGAGCGAAGUUCAAAGAUCGCGUGUUGCAGAUCUCCUGGUACAAGCCCAAGACGCCCUCUGUCACGACGGAGCCAGAGGAAGAGGAGUCAAAAGAUGACGACAACACGCAGAAGGAAGGAAGCUCCUAUUUGCCCGGCGAGGAGGAAGAAGAGGAAGAGGACGACGACGAAGACGACAAGUACGAAAGCCGAUCUUGGCGACGAUGAGCCAGCAAAAAUCCGACCCAAGAGGACUUUUUGCCCUUUUCCCAGUGUUUCCAAACAUUCAUUUUGCCGACUAACAAGAAGUCUUCUUUCCUUUUGAGCGUUUUUCGAGGGUUCCCUCCACUCAACGUCUCACUUUUGCUGAGAAACGUGUUCUUAGAGAUAGAUAUAGAAACAAAAUACCUAGAUGAAGUUGGAGUGAUGGCUGUCAGUAAUGCACAACAUUUGUGUCUACUGUGAAAAGGUAUUUUUAUACAUACUGUAUUUAAUUAAUUACUUUGUUUGGUAACUUGUGGCCCCUUCAUCACUUUUUAAUUUAUUUGUCUUACCUUUUCUCUAUGGAAGUAUCCAGCGCCACUGUCUGAGCCACACCGCAGUUAGGCUAGGAAAGAUCUACAAAACAACAAAUAGAAAAAAAGACAUUUUACACUCAAUAUUGGUGUAAAUAUUCACAUGAUUUCUUUUCCUGUUCCCUCAAACAAGAAUCACAUGACCCUGUCAAGUGUUUGACUGUAAAAGCGAGUGAGCUCUUUUCGUUUUUAACGAUAUACAUUAAUUCUUUGCCUUACACAGACUUUUUGCAAGAUUUGUGAGUUAAUUUUUUGUACAUUUUUGUAAAUUUACGUGAAAGAGGAAUUAAUGUUGAUUUUGUUUGAGAUUUUUUUUUCCCCCCAAUUUUAAUCUGAAUAUGGUUAAAAAAAAAAACACACACACACACUGCUUUGAUCCAGUUUGUUUUCCAUUUCAUUAAAUUUGUCUUCCAAAUUUUUUUUACCCCUAAAGGCAAAAAAACAAAAACAAAAAAAAGGCCCACACUAGAUUUUUUUUUUUUUUUUUCCUCUGGUUUGUUUGCUCAGACAAAACGAAACAAAAGCAAACACACACGGUUGUGAGCCAGACAAAUCCGUCAUUCGAAAACAACAACAAAAAGCCCUGCUGUAGAUUGUUUUAGGGUUUUUUUCCAGUUAUUUUAAUUGUGACUGGUCAAACAAACACAAUUUCAAUCCCAUUUGUUUCCAACACAAAACAUUUUGUCAUCCAAACACUUACAUUUUUUCUUUGUUUGGCAUAAAUCGCCACUCUUUGCCUUUUUAGUCACGAGAGAAGGAAUCAAAUGAGUUUUCUAAUUCUAACAGCUUCCAUGUACCCCGAUGAAGAGUCACAUGAAUCCUUAUUCAACUAAACUGAGUGGAAAAACCAACAUAAUAGUCACUGAACCUCCUGCAUGUCAAAUCAACUCACAUUUCUUUUCUUACCUGUUGACUGACGACAUCGUCCCAUUCCCCCCCCCUCCCCUGAACAUGGUCACUGUUUGUUUUAAAAGAACGACCAAGUGAAUUGUCCCAAUUUUUUUUUUUUGUA